Chenopodium quinoa (quinoa) is the source of this 1026-nucleotide messenger RNA. Its product is annotated as thioredoxin-like protein CITRX, chloroplastic. The transcript is spliced from 4 exons. NCBI's taxonomy places the organism in Eukaryota, Viridiplantae, Streptophyta, Magnoliopsida, Caryophyllales, Amaranthaceae. Gene Ontology annotation, molecular function: protein-disulfide reductase activity. Gene Ontology annotation, biological process: plastid organization; cell redox homeostasis. Gene Ontology annotation, cellular component: thylakoid. Bases 230 to 778 code for a protein of 182 amino acids. The record is from RefSeq and is a predicted model, not a curated record.
CAUCGCCUCAUUAAAAUCCUUAAACAUCCUAAACACUUAAAACCCCGUUUAAGAACUCCCUAAACCCUUAAAAACGGAGUGGCAAUAGAACAAAGUCUUCUGUACUUUUUAUUUUUUAAAAAAAAGGGUAGAAUUUAAACUCUUCUUUUGCAAGACCAACACUUACAAAACGCUAUCCACUCCCUCCUUCUCAGUUAGUAUCAGUUCUAAACUUGCAAAGACAAUUGCUAUGCAAAUUCCGACAGUACCUCGUAGCAUCAGCUCAGCUGCCUCAAAUUUGUUCCUCUUUUCUCCACCAUUUCACCUUAAUUCCUCCUUAAAACCAACAACAACAACCUUAAACUUCCCAAACUCCCUUAAUUUACCCUCUUCUCUUUCAACUCCUACAUUAUUACCCCCUCGAAAAUUGCUCUGUAAACCCCCUUUUGGCAAACAUGUUCGAGAAGAUUAUCUUGUGAAAAAGUUUUCAGCUCAAGAGAUUCAAGAGCUUGUUAGAGGGGAAAGAGAUGUGCCCCUAAUUAUUGAUUUUUAUGCAACAUGGUGUGGCCCUUGUAUUUUGAUGGCUCAAGAGCUUGAAAUGCUAGCUGUUGAGUAUGAAGGUAAAGCAAUGAUUGUAAAGGUCGACACUGAUGACGAGUAUGAAUUUGCUCGCGACAUGCUGGUACGGGGUCUUCCGACAUUGUAUUUCAUCAGCCCAGACCCAAAUAAAGACGCGAUUAGAACAGAAGGCCUCAUUCCUAUACAGAUGAUGAGGGAUAUUCUUGAAAAUGAUAUGUGAGGGAGGCAGAACAGAAGAGCUUUCCAUUUAUUUGAACUCCUGUGUAUUUCAUGUAGUUUUGUUAUUAGCUUCAGGUUAGGUUUUUGAGCCAACUGCCAAGGUAUACCGCCUUGAUUAAGUUACAUCAGAGGCUCUCUUAGAAAUUUUUUUGUAUGCCUUACUGCCAUUUUUUCUAGAUGAAAAUUUUCAAGUUGUGUUGUAAUCUUAAAAUCCCGAGAUCAAUAUAUGAAAUUAUGAAGUAGCUUUUA